UACUUUACUGUACUAACCCAACAAAGACAAAGAUCUAACCACUUGGGUUGUGUGCACUGUUUCACAGUUAUAUAUCCUCUCACCUCGCCAACCAAACCCCCUAGGAUCUUGCACACUUGCCUCCUUCCUCUUUUCUCACUCGUUCUUUACUCUUCUUCUUCUUCAAAAAGCAAAUCCCUUUCCCUUCCUUUGCUUUCCUCUCAUUUCUCUUCUCUCAAGUUGCAGAAACAAGAAAAUGCCUAUCAAUAAAGACCCUUCAACACCACCUCCCAUGAUUGGCAAAAUUGGGCCCUAUACUGUCUUCAUGACCCCACCUUCCACUCCCAGUCCCAAGUCUACUGCUACUGCUGCUGCUGCUAAUGAAUCAACAUUUCCUGUCUUUGAUUCACCUAAGAAGGUUGUUUCACCUCCUCCCGUCCAGCCUCCUCCUCAACAGAUUGACAAGUCUGUUUAUUCUCAUCAAGUUGCAGAUGGGUCUGUUCUUGGCCUCUUCAAAAAUGCUGUCAACAAAGUUCAAAAUGCGCAUUCAAGCUUGGAUGACCAUUUGGCAAGAUGGUUUGGGUUAAAUCAAUCUAAGUAUCAGUGGGCUUUGGAUGAUUACUAUGAAACCAAGGGUCUGGAAAAGGAAGGUGCUAAAGCCAAAGAAAUAUCUAGCAAAGUACAGAGUGUGUAGCAUGGUUUGCCUGGUAAUUUUACAGAAAAGAACCAUCUCGAAUCUCCUUUUCAUACCAUAUCUGUAUUAGGUAAUGGGAUUGCAGAAAUGCAUCUGGAUGCUUGAGUGGACCAUUGUGCAAGUUUUUGAGAUCUGCUCGUUUGAAUUUUCUACUUGCUGCCGCAGCUAACCAGAAUUCGGUUGUGCACUAGGCUGUGAAUUAUGUAACCUUACAAUAUUUUCAUGCCCCGAUAUCUGUUAUGUACUCUGUUGAGCUGCAAUCUAAUAACAGUACUAUCAAGUUGCGAGGAUAUAUUAUAAUGUAUUUGUACCUAUAAUUUAACUAAAGUAGUAUUUGAAAUGAGUAUAUUGUAUCAAGGUUUUUUAUGUGUAUAA
Populus trichocarpa (black cottonwood) is the source of this 1048-nucleotide messenger RNA. RefSeq lists its product as uncharacterized. The coding region runs from base 236 to 673 and encodes 145 amino acids. The record is from RefSeq and is a predicted model, not a curated record. Lineage: Eukaryota; Viridiplantae; Streptophyta; Magnoliopsida; Malpighiales; Salicaceae. The transcript is spliced from 4 exons.